UGGGCCCCUUCCGGCAGCAGCACCAGCAGCCCAAGCAGAGAGGCCGGAGUUGGGUUUGAGUCUCUCUCUGUGAGCAUCUUGUAUUUGGGGGAGAAGCAUCCCUCGCUCACCAGGUAAAGGAACAUGAAGCAGCUUCUCUUGCUCGUUUUCGGCCUGGUGUCACUGGCACAAACGGUCAGUCCUUUGCGGAUCUGUGCCUUCAACAUCCAAAGCUUCGGGGACACCAAACUGUCGGAUGAAGGCACCUCCAAAAUCAUCGUGAAGGUCCUCUCCCGCUAUGACAUUGCCCUGGUGCAAGAGGUGCGGGACUCCGACCUGAGUGCUGUCAAUGAGCUGAUGGAGCGGCUCAACAGGGCCUCCAAGGAGCCCUACGAAUUCGAGAUCAGCCAGUCUUUGGGCCGGGAGAACUACAAGGAGAUGUACCUCUUCAUCUACAGGACCAGUUCGGUCUCGGUGGUGGACCAGUACCAGUUCCCCAGCAAGAGCAACGCCUUCAGCCGGGCUCCCUUCAUCCUGAAGUUCUCAGCUUCGGAAUCGAACGGGAAGGAGCUCAUCCUGGUCCCGCUCCAUACGGCUCCCAAUGACGCCGUGGCUGAGAUCGAUGCCCUCUACGACGUCUACCUGAAAAUCAUUGACAAGUGGGGCACUGAUAACAUGAUGUUUCUGGGGGACUUCAAUGCGGACUGCAGCUACGUGGGCAAGAAGGACUGGGCCUCCAUCCGCCUCCGGACCAGCGAGGUCUUCAAGUGGCUCAUCCCCGACGAGGAGGACACCACCGUGGGGCACUCCGACUGCGCCUACGACCGGAUCGUGGUGAGUGGGGCCCAGAUGAAGAAGUGGGUCAAGCCCAACUCGGCCAAAGUGUUCGACUUCCAGGAAGAGUUCAAACUGAGCCAGGAAAAGGCUCUGGCCGUGAGUGACCAUUUCCCGGUGGAGGUCACUCUCAAGUCUCAAUGAGGUGCCAUUGGCUUCCCAUCCGCUGCCCUGAUGCCAUGCUUGCCUUCCGUCCUCCAUAUGCAAUUUACAGAUAUAUGAAGCUACAUUCAUGCUGUGCCUAGCUAUCCCCUCGAGGUCUAAUAUAUUCCCUUAAGGCCGCGUUUCUCAACCUGGGGGUAUUUGUACCAAGUUUGGUCCAGACUCAUCAUUGUUUGAGUCCACAGUGCUCUCUGGAUGUAGGUGAACUACAACUCCCACACUCAAGGUCAAUGCCCACCAAACCCUUCCAGUAUUUGCUGUUGGUUAUAGGAGUUCCAUGUGACAAGUUUGGUUCAAUUCCAUCGCUGGUGGAGUUCAGAAUGCUCUUUGAUUGUAGGUAAACUAUAAAUCCCAGCAACUACAACUCCCAAAUCAACCCGCCCAACCCCACCAGUAUUCAAAUUUGGACCAGUGAAUGAAAAUAUAUUCUGCAUGUCAGAUAUUUACAUUACGAUUCAUAACAGUAGCAAAAUGACAGUUAUGAAGUACAGUAGGGUUUCACUUAUCCAACAUAAAUGGGCCGGCAGAACGUUGGAUAAGCGAAUAUGUUGGAUAAUAAGGAGAGAUUAAGGAGAAGCUUAUUAAACAUCAAAUUAAGUUAUGAUUUUACAAAUUAAGCACCAAAACAUCAUGUUAUACAACAAAUUGGCAGAAAAAGUAGUUCAAUAUGCAGUAAUGCUACGUAGUAAUUACUGUAUUUACGAAUUUUGCACCAAAAUAUCAUGAUAUAUUGAAAACAUUGACUACAAAAAUGUGUUGGAUAAUCCAGAACGUUGGAUAAGCGAGACUCUAUUGUAGCAACGAAAAUAAUGUUAUGGUUGGGGGUCAGCACAACAUGAGGAACUGCAUUAAGCACCACUGCCUUAAGGAGUAUCGCAUGGCAGGAAGGACACAGUCAAAGCCCUCCUGGCAGAUGACCAUCCAGCCUUAGUUCAAACAACUCCAGAGAAGGAAACUCUACUGGACUCCAAGACAAAGGAUCCCCAAAGAGCAUCUAGUCCAGUCCCUUCUGCCAUUAAGGGAGACACAGUCAAAGCCCUCCCAGCAGAUGACCAUCCAGCCUCAGUUCAAACAACUCCAGAGAAGGAAACUCUACUGGACUCCAAGGCAAAGGAUCCCCAAAGAGCAUCUAGUCCAGUCCCUUCUGCCAUUAAGGGAGACACAGUCAAAGCCCUCCCAGCAGAUGACCAUCCAGCCUCAGUUCAAACACCUCCAGAGAAGGGGACUCUACCAAGAUAAAGGAUCCCCAAAGAGCAUCUAGUCCAGUCCCUUCUGCCAUUAAGGGAGACACAGUCAAAGCCCUCCUGGCAGAUGACCAUCCAGCCUCAGUUCAAACAACUCCAGAGAAGGAAACUCUACUGGACUCCAAGGCAAAGGAUCCCCAAAGAGCAUCUAGUCCAGUCCCUUCUGCGAUUAAAGAAGACAGUCAAAGCCCUCCCGACAGAUGACCAUCCAGCCUCAGUUCAAACACCUCCAGAGAAGGGGACUCUACCAAGAUAAAGGAUCCCCAAAGAGCAUCUAGUCCAGUCCCUUCUGCCAUUAAGGGAGACACAGUCAAAGCCCUCCCGACAGAUGACCAUCCAGCCUCCGUUUAAAAACCUCAAGAGCUUUAAUCCCUUCGGAAGUGGGGUGCUGCUGCUGUUCAAGUGUAGGUACAGCUAUAACUUUUAUAAUUUGCAUUGUUUGUUGAUUGAGUUGGAGUCAUGGAUAAGUUUCUAAUUUAGACGUUGAAAAUGAUGUUUGUGAGGAACCCCAUGGAAAGGCUAGAGAGGGAACGACAAUCAAUUGUAGGACAUGAGAAGUAUAAAGGGAAACAAUUCCAGACCUUGUUUAUAUAGUAAAGAUUAUGUGAAACUUUUAUAUAAUAAAUAUAUUAUGUGCUAUAUGUUAUAUAAAUGUACACAACUCUAUACGCUGGUACAAUAAAAGUGUAAUUGAAAGAAACCCCAAUAAAA
Anolis carolinensis (green anole) is the source of this 2930-nucleotide messenger RNA. RefSeq names its product deoxyribonuclease-1-like 2. The transcript is spliced from 9 exons. Gene Ontology annotation, biological process: DNA catabolic process. Gene Ontology annotation, molecular function: deoxyribonuclease I activity; DNA binding. Gene Ontology annotation, cellular component: nucleus. NCBI's taxonomy places the organism in Eukaryota, Metazoa, Chordata, Lepidosauria, Squamata, Anolidae. Bases 124 to 957 code for a protein of 277 amino acids. The record is from RefSeq and is a predicted model, not a curated record.